UUCAAUAACAAUAUCCACGCAUAUAGAAAAAUAGUUGAGAUGUGGCAUGUUGUCAAUUGACAAUUAAUUAACACAUGUUACUAUUCUCUUAUAACAAUAAAAUAAAUAAUUUAAAAAUUUGAAUGAUACGUUAACUAAUUAGUGUACUUAGUAACUAUAAAUAUAUAAGUUUUAGAAUAAUAAUAAUUAUGAAUCAAUUUAUAUUUAUAUUAUUAUUUUACAAUUGUUUGAAUGUCAAUUUUGCAAUCGGACAUAAACAUCACUAUUCUGGAGGAUAUCGUGGAUCAAAUGACAGAAGAGAAACUGAAUCUUUGGAUUUAUUAGGCUUAAGAAAAAAAUUACUUCAGGAUAAUGAUAAUAAUUUGGGUAAAAUUUAUAAUGACAGGACAGAGGAUACUGAGACAGAUCCUAGAUCUUCGCAGACGUAUGAUUUGGAACAUUGGACAGGAAAAUGGAUGCCCGAAAAUGAUCCCGAACCAACUCCAGUUCCUGAAAUUAAUUCUGAUAAUAAUGUGAACAUGGGACAUUCUUUGCCAAUGGGAAAAAUCGCUCAAUGUGACGAUGGAAAAAAUUACUUAGAAGUUGAUUGGGAUAAUUCACCAAUAAAUCAUACAUGUUUCGGCAGGAAAAUAAUACCGAGUAAUAAAAUAUAUCCUGAUUUUUAUUGCGAGCAUAUACCCAAGUACUAUAGCGCUCGUCAUGCUUGUAUGAAUGAAAAAAUUGAAUAUUAUGAUGAAGUUCCUAUGUACGGAACACAUCGCCCAGUAUGGCCAGUUUACGGCGAAUAUAAAUUUGUACCAAAGCAACGAUGGAUUCACAGUCUUGAACAUGGAGCAGUCGUGAUGCUCUAUCACCCAUGUGCCAAUAAAAAUGAAAUAAAUUUAUUAAGAAAAAUAGUUACACAAUGUUUGAGACGUCAUAUAAUAACACCGUAUACUGAAUUAGAUCAAACCCGGCCUCUUGCAUUAGUAACCUGGGGCUGUCGCUUAACAAUGUCGUACGUGAACCCAAGUCUCGUAAAAGAAUUUAUCCGUACAAAAGCCCUACAUGGAGCGGAAGCUAUUUCCAAAGACGGAGACUUUGAUGAAGGAUUGAUUAGAAAAGCUAAAGUUGUAUCAGACGAAGAUGAUUCGAAUCUGUGUCCCUCUGAUUCAAAUUUAACUAUGAUGUAAUUGCUAGAUUAUUGUCAAAAACAUUGUUACUACGGUAA
This is a messenger RNA of Microplitis demolitor, 1210 nucleotides long. RefSeq lists its product as uncharacterized. NCBI's taxonomy places the organism in Eukaryota, Metazoa, Arthropoda, Insecta, Hymenoptera, Braconidae. Gene Ontology annotation, cellular component: cytoplasm. The transcript is spliced from 7 exons. Bases 189 to 1172 code for a protein of 327 amino acids. The record is from RefSeq and is a predicted model, not a curated record.